AUGCUGAAGAGGAGAGGGUUGUUGUGGCUCGCUGUCUUGAUAACCCUGUGGUUUUCCUCAAAUGCUCAGGAUGGUGACAAGGAAGAGGAGACUACCUUUGAUUUACUUCAAGUCAGUAACAUAAACCGAAAGACAAUUGGAGCAAAGGUGUUCCGGGGCCCGGACCCCACCAUGCCAGCCUAUCGAUUCAUUCGGUUUGACCAUAUACCUCCAUGUAAACCAGAGAAACUAAAAAAGAUUGUAAAACUAAUACGGCAGAAUGAGGGCUUUAUCCUUUCAGCCACCCUGAGGCAGGACAGGCAAUCUAGAGGCACUGUCCUUGCUUUAGAGGGUCCUGGCAUCAGUGAGAGGCAGUUUGAGAUCAUUUCCAAUGGCCGGGCCAACACCCUGGACCUCAUCUAUUGGGUGGAUGGCUUCCAGAACGUGAUUUCCCUGGAAGACGUGGACCUUGCUGACUCACAGUGGAAGAACCUCACCGUUCAGAUAACGGGGGAGAACUACAACCUCUAUGUUGGCUGUGACCUUAUUGACAGCUUCAUCCUGGAGGAGCCUUUCUAUGAGCAGCUGAAAGCAGAGAGCAGCAGGCUGUACGUGGCGAAAGGGUCCACUCGGGAGAAUCAUUUCAGGGGUCUUUUGCAAAAUAUUCAGUUAAUCUUUGACACUUCAAUAGAGGAUGUUCUGCGUAAGAAAGGAUGCCAGAGAAGCCAGUCAACUGAAGUGAACACCAUCAAUGAGAGCACUGAAAUCCUUCACUUGAGCCCUGCUGUCACAACUGAGUACGUGGGUGAGAAACCGGAGAAGGCAGAGUUCUGUGACCGCUCCUGCGAAGAGCUGGGAUCAAUGUUCACAGAGCUCACCGGCCUGCGCAUCGUGGUCAACAACUUGGCUGAUAACCUCCAAAAAGUGUCUGAAGAAAACCAAAUCAUGUGGGAACUUAUUGGGCCUAACAAAACACUGAAGAACCAACCAGUUUGCUGGCAGGAUGGCCGUGUCUUUGCAGAUAAUGAAAGCUGGAUUGUGGAUAGCUGUACCAAGUGCAUUUGCCAGGAUUCCAAAAUUGUGUGCAAUCAAAUCACCUGCCCAGCAGUCUCCUGUGCCGAUCCAGCUUUUGUUGAAGGCGAAUGCUGUCCAGUCUGCUCUCACUCUGAUGACAGUGAGGAGGGCUGGUCACCAUGGUCAGACUGGACAAAGUGCUCAGUUACCUGUGGCUCUGGGACACAGAUGCGAGGAAGGUCAUGUGAUGUCACCAGGAGUGCUUGUACAGGCCCACACAUCCAGACUAGGAUGUGCAGCUUUAAGAAAUGUGACCAUCGCAUACGUCAGGAUGGUGGCUGGAGUCACUGGUCUCCCUGGUCUUCCUGUUCAGUUACCUGUGGAGUGGGAAAUAUCACCCGCAUCCGCCUCUGCAAUUCUCCUAUUCCCCAGAUGGGUGGGAAAAAUUGUGUGGGGAAUGGGCGUGAAACAGAGAAGUGUGAGAAGGUUCCAUGUCCAGUGAAUGGCCAGUGGGGUCCUUGGUCUCCGUGGUCUGCCUGCACUGUUACCUGUGGAGGAGGAAUUCGUGAGAGGUCUCGCCUCUGUAACAGCCCAGAGCCACAGUAUGGAGGAAAGCCAUGCGUGGGAGAUACCAAGCAACACGAUAUGUGCAAUAAGAAGGAUUGCCCAAUUGAUGGGUGUUUGUCAAAUCCUUGCUUUCCUGGAGCAGAAUGCAACAGUUACCCAGAUGGGUCUUGGUCAUGUGGGGCAUGCCCAGCAGGAUACCUUGGCAAUGGUACAGUGUGUGAGGAUCUUGAUGAGUGUCUAGCUGUGUCAGAUGUUUGCUUUAAAGUGAAUCAGAUUCAUCGCUGUGUGAACACAAAUCCAGGUUUCCACUGCUUGCCAUGUCCUCCACGCUAUAAAGGAAGUCAGCCCUACGGAGUAGGGCUCGAAGUUGCCAAGACAGAGAAGCAAGUCUGUGAACCUGAGAAUCCAUGCAAGGACAAGACACACAGCUGCCAUAAGUCUGCAGAGUGCAUCUAUCUGGGCCAUUUCAGUGAUCCAAUGUACAAAUGUGAAUGUAGGACAGGUUACGCUGGUGAUGGACGCAUCUGUGGUGAGGAUUCAGAUUUGGAUGGCUGGCCUAAUAAUAACUUGGUCUGUGCUGCUAAUGCAACAUACCACUGUGUGAAGGAUAAUUGCCCCCUUCUGCCUAACUCUGGCCAAGAAGACUUUGAUAAAGAUGGCAAAGGAGAUGCCUGUGAUGAGGAUGAUGACAAUGAUGGUGUUGAAGAUGACAAAGACAAUUGCCCUCUUCUUUUCAACCCUCGCCAGUUUGAUUAUGACAAGGAUGAAGUUGGUGACCGCUGUGACAAUUGCCCCUAUGUGCACAAUCCUGCUCAGAUUGACACAGACAACAAUGGGGAGGGUGACUCAUGUGCUGUGGACAUUGAUGGAGAUGACAUUUUUAAUGAACGAGAUAAUUGCCCUUACGUCUACAACACAGACCAGAGUGAUACAGAUGGUGAUGGAGUUGGUGAUCAGUGUGAUAAUUGUCCAUUGAUGCAUAAUCCAGACCAGACUGAUGCAGAUAAUGACCUUGUUGGUGACCAGUGUGACAAUAAUGAGGACAUAGAUGAAGAUGGCCACCAGAACAACCAGGAUAACUGCCCUUACAUCCCCAACGCUAACCAGGCUGACCAUGACCAGGAUGGUAAAGGAGAUGCCUGUGAUCCUGAUGAUGACAAUGAUGGUGUCCCAGAUGACAGGGACAACUGCCGCCUCAGAUACAACCCUGAGCAGGAGGACUCAGAUGGUGAUGGCAGAGGUGAUAUUUGCAAAGAUGACUUUGACAAUGACAAUGUUCCAGAUAUUUAUGAUGUGUGCCCUGAAAACAAUGCCAUCAGUGAAACUGAUUUCAGAAAGUUCCAGAUGGUCCCUCUGGACCCCAAGGGAACAGCUCAGAUUGAUCCCAAUUGGGUUAUUCGCCACCAAGGCAAGGAACUGGUGCAGACUGCUAACUCUGAUCCUGGAAUAGCUGUAGGCUACGAUGAGUUCAGCUCUGUUGACUUCAGCGGAACGUUCUACGUUAACACAGACCGUGAUGAUGACUAUGCUGGCUUUGUGUUUGGCUACCAGUCCAGCAGUCGGUUUUACGUUCUGAUGUGGAAGCAGGUCACUCAGACCUAUUGGGAGGACAAACCCACCAGGGCUUAUGGCUAUUCUGGUGUGUCGCUCAAAGUAGUGAAUUCAACAACUGGUACUGGUGAACACUUACGAAAUGCUCUCUGGCACACAGGAAACACCCCUGGACAGGUGCGUACUUUGUGGCAUGAUCCCAAGAACAUUGGAUGGAAAGAUUAUACUGCUUACAGGUGGCAUUUGAUUCAUAGGCCUAAAACAGGAUUAAUAAAAGUUCUGGUUUAUGAAGGGAAACAGGUCAUGGUGGAUUCUGGACCAAUCUAUGAUACAACUUUUGCUGGUGGACGAUUAGGUCUUUUUGUCUUCUCUCAAGAGAUGGUCUAUUUCUCUGACCUCAAAUAUGAAUGCAGAGGUUUCUCCCAGCUGCUGGGAGUGCUUCAGCCACCCUUCCACCCAAGUGCCUUCUCACCACCAGGACUCAUGAAACCUAAACGUGAACGUCGGACCCACCACUGA
This is a messenger RNA of Cinclus cinclus, 3630 nucleotides long. It is a transcript of the gene THBS2, whose product is annotated as thrombospondin 2. Gene Ontology annotation, cellular component: extracellular region. Gene Ontology annotation, molecular function: protein binding; calcium ion binding. The record is from RefSeq and is a predicted model, not a curated record. Gene Ontology annotation, biological process: cell adhesion; negative regulation of angiogenesis. Bases 1 to 3630 code for a protein of 1209 amino acids. The transcript is spliced from 21 exons. NCBI's taxonomy places the organism in Eukaryota, Metazoa, Chordata, Aves, Passeriformes, Cinclidae.